Messenger RNA from Lucilia cuprina (Australian sheep blowfly), 2318 nucleotides. RefSeq names its product 5-hydroxytryptamine receptor 2A-like. The record is from RefSeq and is a predicted model, not a curated record. Bases 1011 to 2228 code for a protein of 405 amino acids. Gene Ontology annotation, cellular component: membrane. The transcript has 6 exons. Gene Ontology annotation, molecular function: G protein-coupled receptor activity. Gene Ontology annotation, biological process: adenylate cyclase-activating adrenergic receptor signaling pathway. Lineage: Eukaryota; Metazoa; Arthropoda; Insecta; Diptera; Calliphoridae.
AUAUGAAAUUUAUUAAAUUAAGAAAAUAAAAACAAAGAAAAAAGCAAAAUUAUACAAGAAAAAACACGCAAAUAAAGCAAAAACAAGACAACAAAACAACAACAACAACAACAACAACAAAAAACUGCUUUAAUAUGUACGAAAUAAUUUGUCGAACAUUAAACGUAAUUGAAACACCAGCAAACGGCAAUAGAACAAUAGCAAAAACAGCAGGAGGCUCAAAUAUCCUACAAACAAACAGCAACAGCAACAUCAGCAGCAACAGCAGUCGCAGCUAACAAGUAAUCAAAAAAGAAAAUAUAUAGUUGAAACACUUAAAAGGUCGUUAGAAUAAACAAUUGUUACCGUUACAAAAAACUACAUAUAUAUACUAACACAUACUCCAUUUCUUCCUGCACACUUACACACACCUACUUAUGAACAACUUCCCCCUAUAACAUCCGGUUUAGCUUUAAGAGCCAUUAGCAAAAUUACGUUUUUUAUAAAGUGAAAAAAAAGUGAAAAGUUAAAAAAGUACGAAAUUAUAUACUCAUACAAGUGUAAUCAUAAAUGAAGUAAAAAUUAAAUGAAAUGAAAUCCUAAACAUAAAACACUUGUUUGCUAUAACAAAUACAAACAUAAUAGAAGGAAAUAAACCAAAACAAUAUAAAAUCAAAAUAAACUGUGGUGUCAAAUACCCAAGCAACAUCAUUAUCGUUUUAAUCAUCAUCAUCAUCAUCAUGGCAAAUACGUUUGAUGUAUAUUUCGCUUAACUGGCACCUGGAAACAAACAAACAAUAACAACAACAACAUACUCAAUCAUAACAAAUAUUUAUUCGUUUUGCUUCCUGGCCACAAAUAUUAAAUUUCUUUUUUCUUCAAAUAAACGCUUUUCUUUUUUUUUGGGGUAAACAACGUUUUUGUUUGCCUUGCCAAGCCCAGGAAGAACGCAACUUGUUUUUUUUUUUUUGUUUUUGUUUUUGAAAUAAACAAAUCGAACGGAAAGUGACAUUUUUGUUAACGGAAGUUUUAUGCCCGCCUCACAUAAUAUGGCACGCAAAACGAGUUUUGAUGAUGCCUUGGAUUAUAUAUUCAUUGCAAAUGAGAAAAAUCCCAACACAUAUGUCAUCUCAUCAGCCGCCUAUACCUCACCGCUGACAGCUGCCACAACAACAUCAUUUACCACACACGAUGUCACCACUAGUAGUCGUAUAAUAAAUACAUUAAGCGGCACAGCCGCUUUAACGGCUGCCACAGUCACUGCCACAACUGCUAUAUUUGGUAGCAAUAGUAAAAGUAGUAAUACUUUUGCUUCGGACUCUCUUCUAACAGCAGCAUCAUUGACAUUAUCCGCAUCAUCGACUAUGUCGCCAUCAACACUUUCGUUGCCAACUUCCUCCGAUAGCAAUAUGUUUAGUAAUGUAGCAGUAGAUUUAGGUUCACUAUUAAUCAAUGACACCAUGUUAAAUGAUACUAGUCUGCUGGCAGAUUUAGUUAAUAUCACCACCGAUCCCUUUGGCAAUGGGACGGUUAGUGGGAAUAUGACCAGUCCUGAAGAUUUGGGAGAAUUAAUACGUAUGGCUGCGACAUCGGUUGUAUUGGGUCUUAUGAUCUUGAUAACUAUUAUAGGCAAUGUUUUUGUAAUUGCUGCCAUCAUUUUGGAACGAAAUUUACAAAAUGUUGCUAAUUACUUGGUAGCAUCACUGGCUGUUGCUGAUUUAUUUGUCGCUUGUCUGGUAAUGCCACUGGGUGCUGUUUACGAGAUAAGUCAAGGUUGGAUAUUGGGACCGGAAUUGUGUGACAUUUGGACAUCAAUAGAUGUAUUGUGUUGCACAGCUUCUAUACUGCAUUUAGUGGCAAUUGCUGUUGAUAGAUACUGGGCGGUAACAAAUAUCGAUUAUAUACACUCUCGCACCAGUCGUCGUGUUUUUCUAAUGAUAUUUUUUGUUUGGACAGCGGCGGUGAUUGUAUCGCUGGCACCACAAUUUGGUUGGAAAGAUCCCGACUAUUUACAACGCAUAGAACAGCAAAAAUGCAUGGUUUCACAAGACAUUGCCUAUCAGAUAUUCGCCACCUGUUGCACGUUUUAUGUACCUUUAUUGGUUAUAUUAUUCUUGUAUUGGAAAAUUUAUCAGACGGCCAGAAAACGUAUACAUAGAAGACGUCCCAAGCCCAUCAAUGUAACUGGCAAUAAUAAUCAGGUAAGAUUUGUUAGUGAUAGACAAACAUAUAUCUUCAUAAAGUAUUAAUGUACAUAAGAAUUUACGAAAUUUAACGAUUUCUAUUGUUGAUGAUGCUGCUGUUGAUGUAAGAUGAUGAAUGAUGAAUUGUUCUAAUGG